This is a messenger RNA of Mastomys coucha (southern multimammate mouse), 1026 nucleotides long. RefSeq names its product vomeronasal type-1 receptor 4-like. The transcript has a single exon. Gene Ontology annotation, molecular function: pheromone receptor activity. The record is from RefSeq and is a predicted model, not a curated record. Gene Ontology annotation, biological process: G protein-coupled receptor signaling pathway. Lineage: Eukaryota; Metazoa; Chordata; Mammalia; Rodentia; Muridae. Gene Ontology annotation, cellular component: membrane. Bases 1 to 1026 code for a protein of 341 amino acids.
AUGUGUCCACCAUUGCCUCUUGGACACUGGAAAAUGCUACUAUGCAAAAUGUGCUGUUCAGAUCCAUAUCUAUCAUUACUGAUGUUCUCCUUAAAAUAUAUUUGUAUCCUAUAUAUAAGGAAGGAAGAAAUGAUUUUGAAGAUCCUUAAGAAAAUAACUUUUCUCGUCAUGACAGUGCUUGGCACUCUGGGGAACAUGUCUGUUUCUGUGAAUUAUAUGUUCAGUUGUUUGGGAGGUCCUGAGAAGAAACUCAUACACCUUAUUCUCAUCCACUUGAGUUUUACAAAUAUAAUAUUCCUUCUUGUAAAUGGAUUGCCUAAGACAAUAGCAGCUUUUGGUUUGAGAAAUUUCUUAGAUGACGUAGGCUGUAAAAUCAUUGUUUACAUGGCAAGACUAGUCCGUGGCCUCUCCAUCUGCACCAGCAGUCUCCUCACUGUGGUCCAGGCCAUCAUCAUCAGUCCCAGAGCAUCUGGGUGGAGGAGACUCAGGCCAAAGUCUGCAUGGUACAUCCUUCCAUUCUUACUACUCUUUUGGAUACUCAAUGCUUUGAUAAGUGUGAACCUAAUCUAUUCUAUCACAAGUAUAGGUCUGAAUAUAUCACAGCUUAAGAAUAGUGACAAUUAUUGUUAUUUUACGCUACAAAGUCAGGAAAUAAAAUGGAUUGUUUUCCCUCUCAUGGUCCUCAGAGAUGCAGUGUUUCAGGGUGCCAUGGGAGGGGCCAGUUGCUACAUUGUAUUUUUUCUCCACAAGCACCACCAGCAUGUCCUCUACCUUCAGAACUCCAAGCUUCUCUACAGAACUCCCCCUGAGCUGAGAGCUGCCCAGAGUGUCCUCCUUCUGAUGCUCUGUUUUGUUUUCUUCUACUGGACUGAUUGUGCCUUUUCUCUAUUUCUAACUCUCUCUUCAGAGGUCAAUACCUUGAUGGUAUAUACUCGAGAUUUUCUGAACCUUGGAUAUGCAACUUUUAGCCCCUUUAUGCUGAUUCACAGGAAUGGCCUUCUGGCCAAAUGUUGGCUUGUUCAGUAG